Messenger RNA from Drosophila suzukii, 434 nucleotides. RefSeq lists its product as uncharacterized. The record is from RefSeq and is a predicted model, not a curated record. Lineage: Eukaryota; Metazoa; Arthropoda; Insecta; Diptera; Drosophilidae.
GUAUCAUACUUUGCCUUUCCUUCAAAACUGAAAAAUCCCAAUCUGAAGUCACAAAAAUGUCCCUGGAGCUGGUGCCCCGGACCGAACCAGUGAAGAUCUAUCUAAUAACCUAUGAGAUGAGGGUACCCGAAGAUUCCGGUAAGGCAAUCCUGCCCAUUGUGGCCCACAAAGCCACAGAACUGGAAGUGUGUGGCUACAUCGCGCAUACGCACUGUGGCCGCAAGGUGGGCGGCGAACUGGAGGGCACAGAGACUGGUCUGCGGGCGAUGGUCGAGUGGCUGCUGGCCAAAAGCCAAGGGAACGGGGAUCUCGGGGACGGGGAGAAGAUCAAAAGCCAGAUGACCGAGCCACGAUUCUCGAAGUGGAAGCUGCAAUCAGGGGCCAAAUACGAUGAUUUCUUUUGCUGCUGAGUGCUGCCGAGAGGAGUUGAUUAA